UUGAUAUUUCAGUCGAAAAAUAUAAAUACAAACAUUUCUUACUUCUCUUUUUGAAGCUCCAAUUCUUCUCCAUAAAGCAGACGAAAACAAAUCUCAUUCUUUCUCUUCAUUAUCGAAUUCUUUUCUUUUUAUUUAUUCUUCUGCUGUAUUGGGGUUUCUUUGAAUUACGAUGUCAAUGGCGAGGCCUAAUCAAGAGGCAAUUGAGACAUUUAUGAGCAUCACUGGCUUAUCUGAACCCAUCGCAGUGCAAAAGCUUGAGGAACAUGGAGGCAAUCUUAAUGAAGCUGUCAAUGCACAUUUUAGUGAAGGUGACCGAAAUUUGUCAACCAGCACCCUCAAUACCUCUGCUGCACUUCCACAAGAUGAUUUUAUGGAUAUAGAUAACGAACUUAAUGCUGAAAUGCGCAGACCUCUGUCUCUUUUGUCUUCGGCAAGAACUAAUCCCUUUUCUCUUCUUGAUCCAACUAUUGGGAGAAGUAUAUUUGAUAAUCAUCUUGAUCCAACAAACCGAUCACCAUUUGUUACACAUCCAAGAGAAGUAAGACAAAUUCCUAUAGAGGUUAAGGAUAGUAAUCAAUCCAACCCUCCAGGGGACCAUGUUCCGACCAUUGAAGAUGUCACUGGAACUUCUCAGGCCCAUGGUCCAGAUAUUCAUGGAACAGUCAUCAUUCAUGAUGAUGAUGAUGAUAUUCCACCUGCCCAAACUGCUGCUCGGGAUGAGCAGAUGCAUACACUUGACAGAAAUGCGAGACCCAGUGCUCCUGAGUUUGAGAAUUUGCCAGAUUAUGGCAAUGACAUAGAAGAAGAAAUGAUCCGUGCAGCAAUUGAGGCUUCAAAAAGGGAGGCUGAGGAGAAGUACUCAAAUCAAAACCUUAACACACAAAGCGAUUUCAGCGAACCUGGGGCCCAGAGAACUGUAUCUCAUCUGGAUGAUCCUGAGCUUGCCCAUGCAGUCUCAUUGUCCCUGAAGACUGCUGAGCAAGAGAAACAAUUGCGCAUGCAAGGAGGAGAAGCUGAAGCAUCAACAGUUGGUUCAUCCAAACCAUCUAAAGUGGAGCUAGGGGAAGCCUCAUCAAAUGGAAGGGGCAAUCAUGGUCAUUCUAGGUUGCAGUCAGGAAGUUCUUCCUUCCAAGAUGAAGAUGAAGACUUAGAAGAGCAACCUCUGGUUUGGAACAGGCCUAGACGUACAUCCUCAAGCCCUAAAGAGUCACCACAAGAAGUUGAAGCUGUUGAGGCUAGUCCUCUGCCCAGCACAGGACAGCAGGAUAACAGCAAUCCUGCUCAACAUAAUGAAAAUUCCUUCCAAUUAGAUGAGUGGGGUGGUAUUUCUUCGGUGGAGCACGAUGAAGCAGUUAUGCUUGAGGCUGCAAUGUUUGGUGGGAUCCCAGAAGGAACCGGUUAUCGCUAUGCCUAUGCACCUCAUGAGUUCAUGCAGAGUAGGGGUUCAUAUCCUCGGCCAACCCCACGCCCACCGUCACCAUCACUGACAGCUCAGCGCUUGAUAAGGGAACAGCAGGAUGAUGAAUAUCUUGCAUCAUUACAAGCAGACAGAGAAAAGGAAUUGAAAGCCAUAGAAGAAGCUGAGGCUGCUCGUGAAGAGGAAAGGCGGAGAGAGGAAGAAUCUCGCAGGAAGUUACAGGAAGAGCAGGAAUUGGAAACACAGCUAGUAGCAAAAGAAGCCUCUCUACCACCAGAACCAUCCUCAGAUGAUGAAAAUGCUGUCACCUUGCUGGUAAGGAUGCCAGAUGGAAGCCGCCGUGGACGUCGAUUCCUUAGAUCUAAUAAACUACAGUCUCUCUUCGACUUCAUAGAUAUUGCUAGAGUGGUGAAACCAGGCACUUACAGACUGGUGAGACCGUAUCCUAGGCGUGCUUUUAGUUACGAAGAAAGCGCAUCGAUACUUGAAGAGCUUGGACUAACCAACAAGCAAGAAGCCUUGUUUUUGGAGUUAGUCUAGUGCCCUGAUGGCGCAGAUUUGAAAAACAUUGAAGUUUUUAGUUUACGAAUCAAUCCAUUUAUACGGUGAUAUGGAAUUUCAAUCUGGUUUGUGCUGUUUGGAUAAGUUUAUUCAUCAUAUAAUUUCUAGAAGAUCAGAAUUAGAUGUACAAAGCGAUCAGGUUUUGGCAUGUUAUGAAUCUUCGUGGUAGCAGUUUCAUGAACAAUUGAUUACAUGGCGCCUAUUAUUUUUUC
Molecule: messenger RNA, 2190 nt
Organism: Arachis duranensis
Lineage: Eukaryota; Viridiplantae; Streptophyta; Magnoliopsida; Fabales; Fabaceae
Product: plant UBX domain-containing protein 8
Exons: 11
Coding region: 170-1957 (595 amino acids)
Molecular function (GO): ubiquitin binding
Source: RefSeq, a predicted model, not a curated record